GACUUGCUCUCUGUCCAACCAACGACUGUCUACGCUGCAGGGAUUAUGGCCGAUGGCGCGUCAGCAUCUGGCUCUGGUCUGCCCAAGGCUAUUGGCAGUCUUGCCAAGAAGUCAUCCGACGUGACGCGCCAGGGAACACAAAAACUUAAAUUCACACCUGUUCUCCCAGUUCGCAGACAGGUAAAAAAGGAGUACGUGCCACAUCUACAUUGCUUGUCAGUGUGCCCAGUUGAUAUGCGCGUAGGGAAGUAAAGAGUGAGCCAGCACCAGACGUCCUCUUGCAAGAAUCCGGACGUGGCCGUGGACGAGGCAGAGGCCGAGGGGAGGGUGGAAGAGGCAGAGGACGCGGUGCUCCUCGGGCUCCCGUGGAAAUGACCGCCAGUGGACCAUUCGCUAUGGGUCCGGCAAUGGGGACUGCGCGGAGAUCCAUCCCGAAGUCCAACUUCGUCAUCCCUACUCCUGCCAAUGAUCGCACCUCACUGGGCGCCGGUUUGAAGCGUCUCGAUCAUCCUGUGAAGAGUGAGAAGGGUAAAAACAAAGCCGAGGAAGACGAAGACGCCUAUUCUGAGCCAGAUGAAGGCGUGGAAAUCAUUGACAUGGAGGAUGUCCGGCAGAUGGACUGGAUGGCACCUGAAACUAUCAAAAGGGAGAAGCGCUCCGCCAAAAAGCCCAAGAAGAAAGUCAAGACAGAAGAAUCAACCAUGGAUAUAGAUGCUGAUACUGAAGUCGCUGAGAAUGCAGCUGAGGUUGAUGCGGCCAACGCGCUUGAUCUCAGCGAAAGCGAAGAAGAAGAAGAGUACGAGGACCUGAUUGAACAUUUUGCAAACCAAGAAACUGCAGCUGACUCGGAGGACUCAUCCCUGCGAGAAGAAAGACUCUAUUUCUUUCAAUUUCCUAGUCCAUUUCCAACUUUUCACGCCCCUGCGGCGUCUUCUCCAACUCAUGCCACACCCGAUGCACCUGAAGCUCCGCCGAAGAAAGUCACAUUCGCGGACGACGUCAAAGAUGAACUGCCGCCCGCUAUUUCCUCUCGAGUAUCGUCUGAUGCUUCAGAUUCCAAAGCGGAGAGAGAUACUGUUGAUGGCAUGAUUGGAACCUUGGAGGUUUACAGGAGCGGGGCAGUGAAAAUGCACUUGCAAAACGGAAUUUUGCUCGAUGUUGCAGCUGCGACUCAACCAUCGUUCCUUCAGCAUGCUACCCUGCUUGACCUGAAGGAAAAACAUCUGACUAUCCUUGGCGAAGUGAACAAGCGCUUUGUGGUGUCUCCAGAUGUCGAGACUUUGCUUACAGCAAUGGAGCUUGCGGAGCGUCCAACCAGAAAACAAUCAGCGACAGAUGCCUCGUGA
This is a messenger RNA of Mycena citricolor, 1346 nucleotides long. The record is from the annotation of a GenBank genome assembly. NCBI's taxonomy places the organism in Eukaryota, Fungi, Basidiomycota, Agaricomycetes, Agaricales, Mycenaceae.